Molecule: messenger RNA, 2266 nt
Organism: Salvia splendens (bonfire salvia)
Lineage: Eukaryota; Viridiplantae; Streptophyta; Magnoliopsida; Lamiales; Lamiaceae
Product: scarecrow-like protein 30
Exons: 2
Coding region: 215-2074 (619 amino acids)
Source: RefSeq, a predicted model, not a curated record
CUUCCUCUCUUCUUCCUAUCCUUCAAACCUCAUCUCCUUCUUUCUCUAUAUAAACCCCUCCAUUCACAUUUCUUAUAAAAUUCAACCAGAUUUUUCAACCUCCCAUUUUAUCCAUUUGUCGGAUUUUCAAUUUCAAUCUACUUUUUUCUUCUUUCAGUUCUGUUUGCCUCACUCGUAGAGAAGAAGAUUUUCUGGAAAUCGAGGUGAUCUGAAGAUGAAUAGUACUUUAGUCCGAGGAUAUUUGGCUCCGGCAAACGAUUUCCAGCCGAAUUGCCGGUCGAGAGCAGUUUUCCCUGAAGAAAACCGUGUUUUGGGGCUUAGGGUUGGUUCCUCAUUCGACGAAUCUCAAUUUGAAUCGGUUGAAUCGCAGAAUGAAGGAUCGUAUUCAUCAUCGCCGGAGGGUGAGAUCUCCAAAGAAAUGGAUCACUCCGAUGCAAUUCUCAAGUACAUAGGCAUCAUGCUCAUGGAGGAGGAGGAUUUGGAAAACAAACCCUGUAUGCUGCACGACUGCUUGGCUCUCCAGGCUACUGAGAAAUCUCUCUACGAUGUUCUCAACAACAACGAUUCUUCUAAUCAAACCGACUCCACCGCUAGCGGAAGCUCAUCCGAUAUCACCAGCUUCCUCGAGUCAAAUUGGGCUGAAAAUAUUAGGGAUUUCGAAUCUAGCCUUAGCCCCUCCGAAAUUCACUACCAAAAUUUGGCGCCGAGGGAUAAGAAGCACAGAUACAGAGAAGACAACAGCGGCGAUUACAGGAGCAAUAAACAGUUAGCCAACAAUGUCGGUGGUGAGCCGGAGGAGUUGGAUAUGUACGACAAGGUGCUCUUGUGUUCCAACUCCGACAACGCGUUGGUUUCCGAUUGCGAGACGAAGACUAAAUGGCAGCCUAAGGGAGCAACCAGGGGUCGGCCGAAAGGAGGCAAGAAACAGCAAGGAGUGAUCAAGGAAGUGGUGGAUCUGCGGACUCUGUUGAUGCAAUGCGCGCAGGCUGUGGCCACCUUCGACAGCAGGACCAUAAACGAUCUGCUGGCUAAGAUACGGCAGCAUUCCUCCCCACGCGGCGACGGCACAGAGCGCCUCGCCCAUUACUUCGCCAACGCGCUCCAGGCGCGUGUGGCGGGCACUGGCUCCGCGGCUUUAUUCCACCGGAUAUCAGCCGCAGUGAUGCUCAGAGGCUACCAGACAUACAUCAAGGCUUGCCCUUUCAAGAAAAUGUCCAAUCUCUUAGCCAACAAAACCAUCAGGAAACUCGCUGAUUCCGCCACAACCCUUCAUAUAAUCGACUUCGGCAUCCUCUACGGAUUCCAGUGGCCCUGCCUCAUCCAGGCCCUCUCCGAGAGGCGCGGUGGCCCCCCCAAGCUCCGCAUCACAGGGAUAGACUUCCCUCAGCCGGGCUUCCGCCCGGCUGAGCGGGUUGCAGACACGGGCGACCGUCUCGCUAGGUACUGCGAGCGAUUCGGGGUACCGUUUGAGUACACGGCGAUAGCCCAGAAAUGGGAGAGCAUCAAAGUGGAGGAGCUCAAGAUCGAGAGGGAUGAGCUGCUGGUGGUGAACUGCCUUUACCGGCUGCAGAACGUGCCGGAUGAGACGGUGGUGGCCAACAGCCCGAGGGAUCAAGUGCUGAAGCUGAUCAAGAGGAUCAACCCUGACAUGUUUAUCCAAGGAGCUGUCAAUGGCACCUACAACACGCCCUUCUUCGUGACGCGAUUCAGGGAGGCGCUGUUCCAGUACUCGUCCAUGUUCGACAUGUACGAGGCGACAGUGCCCCGGGAGGAUCCCAACAGGCUGCUGUUCGAGGAGGAGGUGUUCGGGAAGGACAUCACCAACAUUAUAGCGUGUGAGGGGACGGAGAGGCUCAACUGGCCGGAGACGUACAAGCAAUGGCAGGCCAGGACUGUGAGGGCCGGGUUCAGGCAGCUUCCGCUGGAUCAGCAGAUUGUGAGAUGCGUCAGGAGCAAGGUGAAGGAAGAGUAUCACAAGGACUUCUCGGUUGAUGAAGAUGGCAAAUGGAUGUUGCAGGGAUGGAAAGGCCGAGUUCUUCACGCUUUUUCUUGCUGGAAACCUGCCCACAACUGAUUCUUCCCACUUUUUAAUGAAGUAUUACAAGUAGCUCAGAGAUUCUCUUUUGACCCAAGAUUUCUUACCAUAUAUUUAUGAAUCCACUAUUUCAUUUCUCACUUCUUUUGUUUAGAGCGAUAUCUUCUUGUAAUAAUGCAGAGACUUUGUAUUCGUAAAAUGUCAUAUAUAAAAAAUUGAUAAAGAAACAUA